Molecule: messenger RNA, 3221 nt
Organism: Physeter macrocephalus (sperm whale)
Lineage: Eukaryota; Metazoa; Chordata; Mammalia; Artiodactyla; Physeteridae
Gene: PLEKHG5
Product: pleckstrin homology and RhoGEF domain containing G5
Exons: 21
Coding region: 114-3221 (1035 amino acids)
Biological process (GO): Rho protein signal transduction; endothelial cell migration
Cellular component (GO): plasma membrane; axon; endocytic vesicle
Molecular function (GO): guanyl-nucleotide exchange factor activity
Source: RefSeq, a predicted model, not a curated record
ACCAGCGGACUGAUGGGGUUCUGUGGCCACGAACGGAACGGCGCGCUUACGUAGCAAAAGAAGACCGGAGCCUGGCUGAAGAGAAGGGGCUGUGCUGUCAGAACCCCGACUGCAUGGACAAGGGGCGGGCGGCUAAGGUAUGCCACCACGCCGACUGCCAGCAGCUGCACCACCGGGGCCCCCUCAGCCUCUGCGAGGCCUGUGACAGCAAGUUCCACAGCGCCAUGCAUUAUGAUGGGCACGUCCGCUUCGACCUGCCCCCACAAGGCUCUGUCCUGGCUCGGAAUGUGUCCACCCGGUCAUGCCCCCCGCGCACCAGCCCUGCAGUGGACAUGGAGGAGGAGGAGGAGAGCUCUGUGGAUGGCAAGGGGGACCGGAAGAGCACAGGCCUGAAGCUCUCCAAGAAGAAAGCCUGGAGGAGACACACAGAUGACCCAAGCAAGGAGUGCUUCACGCUGAAAUUUGACCUGAACGUGGAUAUCGAGACAGAGAUCGUACCAGCCAUGAAGAAGAAGUCGCUGGGGGAGGUACUGCUGCCAGUAUUUGAAAGGAAGGGCAUUGCGUUGGGCAAAGUGGAUAUCUACCUGGACCAGUCCAACACGCCUCUGUCCCUCACCUUUGAGGCCUACAGGUUCGGGGGACACUACCUGCGGGUCAAAGCCAAGCCAGGGGACGAGGGGAAGGUGGAACAGGGGGUGAAGGACUCUAAGUCCCUGAGUCUGCCAAUCCUGCGGCCAGCCGGGGCCGGGCCCCCCACCCAGGAGCGCGUGGACCUGCAGAGCCGCCGGGACAGCCUGGACAUCCUGGCCCCUGGCCGCCGACGCAAGAACAUGUUGGAGUUCCUGGGGGAGGCGAGCAUCCCUGGGCAGGAGCCCCCAGCGCCCUCCAGCUGCUCUCUGCCCAGCGGCAGCAGCAGUGGCGGCAGUGACAGCUGGAAGAACCGGGCGGCCAGUCGCUUCAGCGGCUUCUUCAGCUCAGGCCCCAGCACCAGCGCCUUCGGCCGGGAGGUGGACAAGCUGGAGCAGCUGGAGGGCAAGCUGCAUGCCUACAGCCUCUUCGGGCUGCCCAGGCUGCCCCGGAGGCUGUGCUUUGACCACGACUCGUGGGAGGAGGAAGGUGAUGAAGAGGAGGACGAGGACGACGCCUGCCUGCGGCUGGAGGAUAGCUGGCGGGAGCUCAUCGACGGGCACGAGAAGCUGACCCGGCGGCAGUGCCACCAGCAGGAGGCGGUGUGGGAGCUCCUGCACACAGAGGCCUCCUACAUUAAGAAACUGAGGGUGAUCACCAACCUGUUCCUGUGCUGCCUUCUGAAUCUGCAAGAGUCAGGGCUGCUGUGUGAGGUGGAGGCGGAGCGCCUGUUCAGCAACGUCCCGGAGAUCGCGCGGCUGCACCGCGGGCUGUGGGGCAGCGUGAUGGCGCCGGUGCUAGAGAAGGCGCGGCGCACGCGGGCGCUGCUGCAGCCCGGGGAUUUCCUCAAAGGCUUUAAAAUGUUCGGCUCCCUCUUCAAGCCCUACAUCCGAUACUGCAUGGAGGAGGAGGGCUGCAUGGAGUACAUGCGGGGCCUACUACGCGACAACGACCUCUUCCGGGCCUACGUCACGUGGGCCGAGAAGCACCAGCAGUGCCAGCGGCUGAAGCUGAGCGACAUGCUGGCCAAGCCCCACCAGCGGCUCACCAAGUACCCGCUGCUGCUCAAGUCGGUGCUGAGGAAGACCGACGAGCCGCGCGCCAAGGAGGCCGUCGUCACCAUGAUCGGCUCGGUGGAGCGCUUCAUCCACCACGUGAACGCGUGCAUGCGGCAGCGACAGGAGAGGCAGCGGCUGGCGGCCGUGGUGAGCCGCAUCGACGCCUACGAGGUGGUGGAGGGCAGCAACGACGAGGUGGACAAGCUCCUGAAGGAAUUUCUACAUCUGGACCUGACGGCACCCAUCCCUGGCGCCUCCCCUGAGGAGACACGCCAGCUGCUGCUGGAAGGGAGCCUGAGGAUGAAGGAGGGGAAGGACAGCAAGAUGGACGUGUACUGCUUCCUCUUCACCGACCUGCUCUUGGUGACCAAGGCAGUGAAGAAGGCAGAGAGGACCAAGGUGAUCAGGCCACCGCUGCUGGUGGAAAAGAUCGUGUGCCGGGAGCUUCGGGACCCCGGGUCCUUCCUUCUCAUCUACCUGAACGAGUUCCACAGCGCUGUGGGGGCCUACACGUUCCAGGCCAGCGGCCAGGCUUUGUGCCGUGGCUGGGUGGACGCCAUCUACGAUGCCCAGAACCAGCUUCAGCAGCUGCGUGUGCAGGAGCACCCAGGCAGCCAGCAGCACCUGCAGAGCCUGGAAGAGGAGGAGGAGGAGGAGGAAGACGAGGAGGAGGAAGGAGGGGAGAGUAGCACUUCGGCUGCCAGUUCCCCUACCAUCCUGCGCAAAAGCAGCAACAGCCUCGACUCGCAGCGCUGUGUCUCGGAUGGCUCCACGGAGACCCUGGCCAUGGUGGUGGUGGAGCCUGGGGAGAUGCUGUCCUCUCCCGAGUUCGAGGGCGGCCCCUUCAGCUCCCAGUCAGAUGAGACCUCUCUCAGCACCAGCGCCUCAUCUGUCACGCCCACCAGCGAGCUGCUGCCCCUGGGCCCGGUGGAUGGCCGCUCCUGCUCCAUAGACUCCGCCUACGGCACCCUCUCCCCGACCUCCCUGCAAGACUUUAUGGCCCCAGCCCCUAUGGUGGAGCCAGCACUCCGGCCCCCAGCGCCAUCACAAGCCCCUUCACCCCCACCCUCGCCCCGCCUCCGCCGACGCACUCCUGUCCAGCUGCUGCCCUGUCUGCCCCACCUGCUCAAGUCCAAAUCUGAGGCCAGUCUCCUCCAGCUGCUGUCGGGGGCCACCACCCGUGGCGCGCCCCCGGCCCCUAGCCGCAGCCUGUCGGAACUCUGCUUGGCUGCUACCGUCCCUGGCACCAGGACUCAGGGCUCCCCUCGGGAAGCUGGGCCCAGCUGGGAUUGCCAGGGGGCGCCAGGCCCUGGCAGUGGCCCCGAGCUGUCAGAGCUGGAGGGUAGAGCCGGCUGCCCAGGUGGGGAGCCCAAAGGACCCACCAGGAGGAGCAGAGAGCUGUCCUCGGGGGCCUCGCCCAGGGUCCAGCCUGAGCCCCCCCCAGGGACCUCUGCCCAGCACAGGAAGCUGACGUUGGCCCAGCUCUACCGAAUCAGGACCACCCUGCUGCUUAACUCCACCCUCACUGCCUCGUGA